Messenger RNA from Quercus lobata, 885 nucleotides. RefSeq names its product glycine-rich protein 23-like. The transcript has 2 exons. The coding region runs from base 1 to 885 and encodes 294 amino acids. The record is from RefSeq and is a predicted model, not a curated record. NCBI's taxonomy places the organism in Eukaryota, Viridiplantae, Streptophyta, Magnoliopsida, Fagales, Fagaceae.
AUGGGGAGUGUAAUGGCGAGGAAGUUUGUUUGGGUGGUUUUGUGUGUUGCUUUGGUGGUGAGCUGUGAGUGUGUGGAAAACAGGAAACUAGAGAAGAAAGGUGGAGAAGGAGAAGUGAAGAAGCCAGAGAGGUUCUUCGAUAAUCCAGGGUGGAUUGGUGGUGGUGGUGGUGGUGGAGGAGGCGGAGAUGGUAAUGGUGGUGGUGGUGGUGGUUUUGGGGGUGGUUUUAGUCACGGAGGAAAAGGAUUCAGUUUCAGGCAUUCUUUUAGUUUUGGCAAGGGAUAUGGUUUCGGCUUUGGUUCAGGAAGGCCUAGCAUUGGUUUUGCAAAGCCUGAUUGUAUUGAAAAAGGUCGUGGCGGCGGAAUUGGUGGUGGCGGUAUUGGAGGCGGUGGUGGGUUUGGCGGUGGGGGUGGAGCUGGUGGUGGUGGUGGCAUUGGUGGAAAGCAUCCUAAGAGAAAUCAUCAUCAAGUUGGUGGUGGAAUUGGAGGAGGUGGUGUUGGGGGAGGAAUUGGUGGUGGAGGUAGUGAAGGAGGAAUAGGUGGUGGUGCUGGGGGUGGCACUGGAAAAGGAAUCGCUGGAGGAGGUGGUACAGGAGGAGGCAUUAAAGGAGGAACAGGUGGAGGUGGUGGCGAAGGUGGGGGGAUUGGUGGUGGUUCUGGUGGGGGAUUUGGAGGAGGCAAAGGUGGUGGUGGCAGUGGUGGUGGUGGCGGUGGUGGUGGAGGAGGAGGCAUUGGCAAGGGAAUAGGAGGAGGUGCUGGUGUUGGUGAAGGCACUGGCGGUGGAGAAGAGAUUAGUGGAGGUGGUGGAGGAGGAGUUGGUGGCGGUGGUGGCACUGGCAGCAAGGUUAAUGGCUCUUUGGAACCGGUUGGGGCAAAAAAACCUUGA